Molecule: messenger RNA, 1203 nt
Organism: Orussus abietinus
Lineage: Eukaryota; Metazoa; Arthropoda; Insecta; Hymenoptera; Orussidae
Gene: tll
Product: nuclear receptor subfamily 2 group E member 1
Exons: 4
Coding region: 1-1203 (400 amino acids)
Biological process (GO): anatomical structure development; positive regulation of transcription by RNA polymerase II; cell differentiation
Molecular function (GO): zinc ion binding; nuclear receptor activity; RNA polymerase II cis-regulatory region sequence-specific DNA binding
Source: RefSeq, a predicted model, not a curated record
AUGCAAAGCCAGGAGACCCAGCUGACUCACAUCUCCGGGUCGCAGCCCAAGAUGCAGACCUCGUCGAGUCGAAUCUUGUACGAUAUUCCGUGCAAAGUCUGUCGGGACCAUUCUUCGGGCAAGCAUUACGGGAUCUUUGCUUGCGACGGAUGCGCCGGCUUCUUCAAGAGAUCCAUCCGCAGGAACAGACAGUACGUGUGCAAAGCGAAAUCGGAGGGUGGAUGCAUGGUUGACAAAACGCACCGGAAUCAAUGCCGGGCCUGCCGUCUUGCAAAAUGCAUACAGGCCGGAAUGAACAAGGAUGCCGUGCAGCACGAACGAGGGCCUCGAAACUCGACCCUGCGACGACAAAUGGCCCUUUAUUUCAAGGAGCCCGAAAUGAUGGCCUCCAUGGUACAGGCACCGGCAGGAGCUCUGGAUCUCGCAUUGCCGAAAUCACCAACCGAGCCCCGGGUGUCCGUCGCCGCCCCGGCACCUCAUCACCCACUUUCGCACCCCAUCUACUGCAACAGCAUGGCCAUCCCAAAGAUUCCGGUCAGCGUAGCGGGUUUGCCGACAGUCUCUAUGUUGCCGGCGAUUACCGCGGAGUCGGUGUGCGAGCAAGCAGCCAGGUUGCUGUUCCUAAACGUCCGUUGGGCGCGGGAUUUGGCCACCGGGACCGGCCUAGGAAUGGACGAUCAACUGACCCUGUUGGAGGCCUCCUGGAGAGAGCUCUUCCUUCUGGCAGCGGCUCAGAUGUUGCCGACUCUGGAUCCGACCCCCCUCUUGCCGCCAGGACCCCAAGGCCUGGGGUUGGCGGUGGAGGUGAAUCGGUUUCGCGACACCCUGGCAGGUUUCCACGCCAUGAACCUCGAUCCACACGAGUUUGCCUGCAUCCGGGCGAUAGUCCUCUUCAAGGCGGGUCUGGACUGCGAGCCUCCAGCUCCCAGCAGCAGAAGCAGCAACGGCUCGGCUUCUCCGAAUGCUGGAAGUCGUCUUCGGGAUCCAGCUGCGGUGGCAAGGUUAAGAGACGGGGCCCAGCUGGCUCUUGGUCAGAGAUUGAGUGGGGCAUCUUUUGGUGCACUCAGAUUUGGGAAACUGCUGCUUCUUCUGCCGAGCCUUCGCUCGGUUUCCACGCACGCCAUCGAGGACCUGUUCUUCCGGAGGACCAUUGGAGUGAUUCCGAUCGAAAGGAUCAUCUGCGACAUGUACAAAUCAACCUGA